Sycon ciliatum is the source of this 1242-nucleotide messenger RNA. Its product is annotated as cysteine and glycine-rich protein 1-like. The transcript has 4 exons. Gene Ontology annotation, biological process: actin cytoskeleton organization. Gene Ontology annotation, cellular component: cytoplasm. The coding region runs from base 359 to 979 and encodes 206 amino acids. Lineage: Eukaryota; Metazoa; Porifera; Calcarea; Leucosolenida; Sycettidae. The record is from RefSeq and is a predicted model, not a curated record.
CGUAGAUCUACGGACGCAGAAUUUUUGGCCGCGCACCGACACCUCGCACUGCGUAGAUCUACCGGUCGGUACAUUUUUCUGAGUAGAUCUGGCCUGCCUGCUACUAGUGCUAGCGCUAUAGCGUGCAUCUGACUGUAGUGUAGUGCGUACUGAGUAGAUCAUCAUCAUGCAUGGUAGAUCUACACUCCACAAAACAAAAAGUGCAAGUAGAUCGAGUAAUCAAUCAAAACCGGCAACGGCUUUUUGUCGUCGACGUCGCUCUGGAGAACUGCAGUUUAGGUUGAUUUCAAGUGACAGUUGGUUGUCGUUUUUCUCUCGUUUAUAUCUUCAGUACUUUGCCUUGCUCUAGUAUUUCAUCAUGCCGUUUGGGGGUGGAGCGAAAUGUGGCCUUUGCGCCAAGACUGUGUACAUGAAUGAGGAGGUGAAAUUCAACUCCCAAAGCUGGCACAAGCUCUGCUUCAAAUGCGCGGGUUGUAGCAAACUUCUCGAAAUGGGUGCAGCCGUCGAUCAUGGCCAGAAAAUUUAUUGCAAGCAGUGUCACUCCAAGAGCUAUGGAACGGCAGGGUACGGCCAUGGUGUAGGGGCUGGAGUUCUCAGCACAGACAAUGGCCGUGGUCCAACAAGCACUGCACCUCAGAGGCCUGCCGCGAGUCCCGCGACUGCUGCUGCCAAAUCGUCGUACGGUGCAUACCGUACCCAGAAUGCCAUGCGGUCGCAGGAUAGUGUGGGAGCCAUGGUUGGCAGCGGCGGUAACAAAUGCCCACGCUGUGGCAAGGCGGUGUACCAUGCUGAGAAGCUCGUGGCCCUGAGCAGAGAUUGGCACAAGCUCUGCUUCAAGUGUGCUGACUGCAAGAAAUCUCUGGAGCCUGGAAACUUUGGUGAUAAUGAAGGAGAGAUCUACUGUAGAGGUUGCUACGGCCGCAAGUUUGGCCCGAAGGGUGUUGGCUAUGGAGUCGGUGCUGGUGUUCUCUCAUCCUGAAUGCUCGUUGUCUUUGGUUGUGUUGACGGCGCAAUCAGUUUUAUUUUUUAAAUCCGUAGAUAACGUCACAGAAUAUGAUUAUCCUCAGUAGACCUAUCAUAGUAAAUGACUCACUAUCACGCCAGCAUAUUUUAAGUGCAGACUUUUGUAUGCCUUCUAGUCCGCCCUGCUUCAUGUCCUGUUUUAUCUGUAUCUCUGGAACAGAACAAUGGCACGCCGUUUAGCUGUGUAUGCCAAUAUGAAAAUCUGAACUUGCCAGCGUA